Struthio camelus australis is the source of this 9083-nucleotide messenger RNA. The record is from RefSeq and is a predicted model, not a curated record. NCBI's taxonomy places the organism in Eukaryota, Metazoa, Chordata, Aves, Struthioniformes, Struthionidae.
AUGGGUGUCAAAUUUAGAACAAGUAGUUCAGCACGAAUAGUCCUAAACUACACCGAGGAGGAGAAAGCAGUGAGCCCAGGGAGACUGCAGAGCAGGUACCGGCUGCGAGAGCCACUUAACGGGCAGAAAAUGGAUUAUCUGAUCCUAAGUCUCUCAGCAGAGAAAUACGACUCGUAUGCAGAGACCAAACCCUGGCUAAUGAGCCGGGCGCACCCGAGGAGUUUGCCCAACGGGGAGCAAAACGCCACCUCGGUGCUCUUCCGUGCUGGAACAACGCUGAGCAGGCUGGUAGAUGCAAACAGCCUGAAUGUUCACUCUAACGAAGUGAUCACUGAUGAAGCCGUGGAGAGCGUCAGCUGGCUCGCGCUGGGACACGACCUCUCGUUCAGCGGGUGCCAGCAAGGGCUGCGCUUUGUCUUGCUGGAUUCAAAGGAAUCACAAGCAGAGCUGGGCUGGACUGCGCAUCCAUCAAAUGGGUGGGAAGAAAUCAGUGGAGUGGAUGAGAAUUACAAGCCAAUACGUACGUACCAAGUCUGCAAUGUCAUGGAGUCAAACCAGAACAACUGGCUGCAGACAGGCUGGAUUGCCAGGCGUGAUGGCCAAAGAAUCUUUAUUGAGCUGAAAUUCACCCUGAGGGACUGCAAUAGCAUCCCUGGUGUGAUGGGCACCUGCAAGGAGACUUUCAAUCUGUACUAUGUUGAGUCUGACUCUGACCUGGGCCAUAGUGUCCAUGAAAGUAAGCACACAAAAAUUGACACCAUUGCUGCUGAUGAGAGCUUCACACAGGGGGACUUGGGCGAACGUAAGAUGAAGUUGAACACAGAGCUAAGGGAGAUUGGACACCUGAGCAAGAAAGGCUUCCACCUGGGCUUCCAGGAUGUAGGCGCCUGUGUGGCUCUGGUUUCUGUGCGGGUCUAUUACAAGAUGUGCCUCGCCACAGUGCAGAACCUGGCAGUGUUUCCAGACACCGUGGCAGAAACAGCCUUUGCAACUUUGGUGGAAGUUAAGGGCACUUGUGUCAAUCACUCUGAAGUGGACUUGGAUAAUCCUCCUCGGAUGCACUGCAGUGCGGAGGGAGAGUGGCUGGUCCCUAUAGGGAAAUGCACGUGCAGUCCUGGCUUUGAAGAGAAGGAUGAGGGAUGCAAAGCUUGCCUUCCUGGAUUUUACAGGCUUUCCCUCCGUCUUCCUCUCUGCUCUCCUUGCCCUGAGCACAGCUUCACGCAUGAAGAAGCCUCCACAUACUGUUCAUGCCAGAAGAACUACUCCAGGUCCCCGUCAGACCCACCAUCUGCCUCCUGCACACGUCCGCCAUCCGCUCCAAGGAACCUAGUCUACAGCCUCAAGCAGUCGACUCUGGUUCUGGAGUGGAGUGCCCCCGCGGACUCCGGUGGCCGGAGCGAUGUCACGUACAGCCUGUGGUGCAGCCGGUGCUCAGAGGCGCUGCAGGGACGGUGUGAGCAGUGCGGCAGCAGUGUGGGCUUUGUGCCACAGCAGACGGGACUUGUGGACCGGACUGUCACCCUGGUGAACUUGCUGCCUCGUGUUAACUACACCAUCCGAGUGGCAGCUGUCAAUGGUGUCUCAGAUGUCAGCCCAUUAUCAAAGCAGCAAUAUGCCGAAGUGAAUAUCUCCACUGGCCUUGCAGCGCCAACUCCUGUCACUGACAUCCGCACUGAUAAAAUUGAACAGAAGAGCGUUUCCUUGUCGUGGCAGGAGCCAGGCUUCCCGACCGCCAAUAACACUGAAUACGAAAUCAAGUACUAUGAAAAGGAUCAAAGAGAUCAGAGUUACUCAACUGUGAAGACCACGUCAACAGCCGUGACGGUCAAUAACCUGAAGCCAGGCACUCUCUAUAUUUUCCAAAUCCGAACAUCAUCUUCACAAGACUAUGGAAAUUACAGCCCUAGUAUUGAAGUGGAAACCUUAGGAGAGUUGACAGUGGUCUCCAGUGAGCAGAACCCCGUCCUGAUCAUCAUCGUUGUUACCAUUGCUGGGCUGACGGUGCUGGUGUCCAUGGUGAUUGGCAUGAUGAUCUGGAGAAGACAGUGUGGGUACAGUAAAGCCAGCCAGGAUGGAGAUGAGGAGCUGUACUUCCAUUUUAAAAUACCAACCAGGAGGACGUACAUCAACCCUGACACUUGUGAAGACCCCGUGCAGGCUGUGCACCUCUUUGCCAAAGAAUUGGAUAACUCUAAUAUUAAAAUUGAGAGGAUCAUCGGGACAGGAGAGUUUGGACAAAUCUGCCGGGGAUGUCUGAAGUUGCCCAGUAAGAGAGAGCUCCCAGUUGCAAUCCAGACUCUUCGGGCUGGGUGCUCGGAGAAGCAGAAGCACGCCUUCCUGGCGGAGGCCUGCACUAUGGGCCAAUUUGACCACUCCAAUAUCAUCCGCCUGGAGGGAGUCAUCACUAGAGGGAACACCAUGAUGAUUGUGAUGGAGUACAUGGGGAACGGAGUGCUAGAUUCUUUUCUCAGGAAACAUGAGGGACAGUUCACGGCCACCCAGCUCAUUGGCAUGUUGCAGGGAAUUUCUUCUGGCAUGAAGUACCUGACAGAGAUGGGUUACGUACAUAAAAGCCUUGCUGCCCACAAAGUCCUUGUAAACAGCAACCUGACUUGCAAAAUAACUGGUUUCAGACAGCCACAGGAAGACAAAAUGGAGACUAUCUUCACCACUAUGAGUGGGAAGAGCCUUGUGCUGUGGUCAGCCCCUGAAGCCAUCCAGUAUCACCACUUUAGUCCUGCCAGUGAUGUGUGGAGCUUUGGCAUCGUCAUGUGGGAAGUCAUGUCCUAUGGAGAGAGACCCUACUGGGACAUGUCCAACCAGGAUGUGAUAAAGGCUAUAGAAGAUGGAUUCCGCCUCCCUGCCCCGAUGAACUGCCAGCCCUCUCUUCACCAGCUCAUGCUGGACUGCUGGCAGAAGGAUCGCAAUGAGAGACCCAAGUUCUCGCACAUCCACAACAUCCUGAGCAAGAUGGUGCAGAGCCCAGAGCCCCCAAAGUGCCCCAACUCCACGUGCACCAGGUCCCACAGCACAUCCAUUCCCCUCACCGAACGUACUUUCUCAGCCUUCCCAUCUUUCAGCUGUGUCAACGAGUGGCUGGAAGCAAUAGAAAUGGGCAGAUACAAAGAUAACUUCACAGCUGCAGGCUACUGCUACCUGGAAUCUGUGGCCAGGAUGACAGUACAAGAUGUCCUGAGUCUGGGGAUCACGCUGGUGGAGCAUCAGAAGACCAUCCUGAGUGGGAUCCAGACUCUCCGGGCCCAGGUUUCAGAACUCCCAGUAAUAAACACGAAGAGCAAUGUGAAUAAGCACAGCACAACUGUGUGCAAAGCUAGCGAUAAGAAAUCUUGCCCCUGUGGAGAACUGGGCCUGCUGUUUAUGCUACAAAACCAGACAGAGCAAGCCGAGAUGAGCAUGCCUUUCAGAAAUGAGUUCUGGGUGCGCUCUGAGGAGUUUGCUUUUCCCUGAGGUAAACAAACUCUCUCCUUCCUGCCACUUGCUCAGUUUAGGCAGCAUUCCCCAUGUCACUUGGUUAGUUUUUUUUAAAGGAAGUUAUUUGUCUUCAAAUUUCACCUUUGUCCAGUCCAGUUAGUCAACCUACAUCCUGCUGUUUCAUACCCAGAAGAGUAAUAAUUAUGAACCGAAACCUUUAUUUGGUAGAAACGCCAGAUCCCAAGGAUCAAGUGCAAUUUGUUUGCUCUUUAUGUUUACAUUUUAUCUAUAGAGAAAGUAUAUUCUAGUUCUCUAGGUAGGGAGUUGAACCAACUUGAUUCCUGAUCACCUCUUCCACGUUUCCCUGCUUUUGUCCUGUUUGCUGUGAUCGUUUCCAGGAGCCUCCUCUGUUCUGGGUGCUAGGAACCACUCUGAGGGGAUUGCUGCUGCAAGGACUGCGUCUGGUUUGGUGCAUGUGGUGUGCUGGAAAAUCCAGGGUUCAGUGACAAGGGAACAGUGUGCUUCAGGGUCUGGAAAACACCCCUGGUAAUGAGCCUGGUAAUGAUAACUCAGCCUGUUCAGUGCAAAAAAUGUUAGCAGGAGAUCUGUAAUGUGUAAGAUGGUUGAGGGCUCUCUUAGUAUUUCAAGAUCCUGUGGGGGGGAAUUGAAGUCAGCAAAGAGGAACUAAAUUGCAGAAAUAGUGAUGGUAGUCAAGCACUGAAUAGAUCACAGGGGAGGUGUUAAAUUCUCCAGUCGCUUGGACUCUUUAAAUAGCAGCUGGAUAUCAUUCUGGCUGAAUGAGAGUAUAACCUGUUGAGGUGGUUUGAGGGAUUGCUGGUGCAGGCCUCAGCGACUGUGGCUCUUUCCAGGGGCUUCUCUUAGAACCAGCUGGAGGACGGAUGUUUAGCAGCAAGGCUGUCUUGGGCUGGGCGCUGCUUGUAUUUGUGCAGUGAUAAAGGCUGUGUGGGUUAAUUAGAUGCCUGGUAAAGGAGAUCAGAUGAAGAGAGAGCAUAUACUGCCUCAUAGAAGAUUAAUGAAUUUUCAAUAAAAACUAGACUAGAAUGUGAAUUUCCCUUUCUAACAGAUUAAAUAUUAUUCCAAGGAACGUUCCUGUAUUUUUAGGUCGUUUAAAAGCCUUACAGCUGAAGGAAACAUUGACAAAAGUGACAGACUGACUUGGUAAGCUCUGAUGCAUUUUCUCUCCAGCCCCUGCAGAGGCAACAGGGCGUUGUUCAUGGAGAAGGAGGUGAAGUUAAGGAGAUGAAGGAGAAAUCUAAUUUAAUUAUGAAAUGUCUCAACCUUUGCGUGUAGGAGUGACUGUGAUGGAGGUUUGUGGGCAAGGAAUAGUUCUUUGUGAGCCACUUGGCUGAUGAAACGUGUUAUGUGAACGUAGAGUGGGGAGGAAGAGGCACAGUUGCAAAUGCAGGGAUCACGAGGAUGGUGAAUGGGAGCAGUAGGAGGUAGGUGAUGGCUAGAGGGUGGGAAGUCUUCCCUAAUAUCUCAGCCUUGGGGGUGGCAGUGACCCUGAUCCACACGUAGCUUCAGGAGAGAUGGGCUAAGUGACGUUUCUCUUGAACUGCUCAGAAUAGACCCUGUCUCCAAAGUUACCGAAGUGAGAAGGGGCCGUCUGGCUGGUGCAGAGUGCUGUUGCUAUACUGACUUCAACAGAACUGUGACACUUUAAAUUAGCCAAGGAUUUGUUCCUUAAUCUGUCUGAACAUUGCCUAGCUGGAAAGAGAAAAAGCCUCAACACAGUUCAUCUAUAUUCAUGGCAAUUUCUCGUAGGGCUCCGGUGACUGGUGGCUUUGCAGGGAGCAGUAAGUACAUUUGGAAGUUGGCAUGGCCAUACAAGUGCAGAUUCUUCAUUUGUCAUUGUCCUUUUCAUAACAGUUAACCUCUAAACAGAAUUAAUAUAAAAUUAAUAAAGCUAUUGCCUUCUGUUCUAUUUGGUUUUUUCCCUUAUAAAAUGUUCUCUCUAUGCUAGAGUACUCCAAUUAAAAGUGAGACCAUUUUUCAAUAAUUUCUUAAGUGUUUCCCCCACUGAAUUAGACUCCUGCACUGUAUUCUCUAAUAUAAUCAGAAUUGAGUGCACCGUUUCUUCAUGUGAGUGUCUCCAGCUGUUCCCAAAAGAAACCUCGGUGUUUAAUUACUUUUCUGACUUGCUGUGGUGGCAGACUCAGAUGUAGCAUUUCAGAAAGCUGUUUCUUUUAGACAGUAUAAUUUUGUGGAUGGGAUUGUGUUCUAACUUAGCAGAAAUAAGGUGCAUUUGCUUUCCUAGUCUCAACUAGAGUUGCACCUUUUUCUCCUAGGAAAAGAGUACAUAAUGGAACCAUAUCUCUAGCCUAGCUUGUUGGAAAAAUAAAGACCUUUAAUUGGGCUCCUCAUCAACACUGAGGAUAAUAAACAAGAUGAACAGAUUAAUUUAUAGGUUGUCAUUACGUUUUUAAAAUUAACUUGCAUCCCAUCAGCACCUCCUCUUUGGGGAAGUAUUCACUGCCUUAUAAUUAAAUUAAUUAGCAACACUGUUUUGCAGCUGCUCGACCGAGGGAAACAUCUCAAAACAAUUUUAUUCUCUUGCCCAUCCAGCCUUUGACAAAGUGCAAAAUUCCUUCCUCUUCCAUUAGCUAUGGGAAAGCCCUAAUCACACUGAUGCUAUUAAGGGCUCAGUACCCUUUGCCGGAGCACACUAACCUUCUGCACAGGAGCAUUAGUGUUAUUUGACAUGUUUAGAGAAGAAUAAAGAAUGAGGGGUUUUUUUUGUAAUCUGCAGGCUUUGCUGAAGCCUAUAAAUAGAGUUACAAGGAGAUUAGAUUUCAGAUGUGCACACAGAGUUUAGGCAAGUUAUGAAUUCAAGGAACAGAGCAGCUGAAUGUACUUGAGCUCAUGUGCAGAUAGGCUUGUUGAGCGUACUGCAUGCAGGAGAAGCUCGCUGUAAAUAACCAGAGAUCCCUUAGCUCGUCCUGCUGGCCACUGGUGCCUUGCAGCUGUGAAGCAGGACCCUCUUUCCAUCUUACGUCCUUUGACAAUACAGCGCAGUGGCCCUCUAUCACCAAAGCACAGCUUUCCAUCAGCCAGAAGUUGGGUGCUUUUCCUCCCUAAGGUGUCUGGCAGUGACAGUGACAUGAACCAGGCAUCCAGCCUCUCGUCAUCAGAGACAGCGUUGCAGAGGGCAGCGUGAAGGUGCUGCCGGAUGCCUGCAGCAGCCUCCCAGAUGCUGCUGACCCCUCUGUUGAGGGGCAUGGGCCAGCAGCUACCAGCGCUGGGAAGAGUGGCAUUAAAAUCCCCAGGAGAGGAGUGACACUGGAGUAGGUUUCUGCGAGGCUGGCAGCACGCCCUGAGCUGGCGCGUGUUCCUGGCUGAAUGUGCCUCACCACCGUGCCUCCAGAAUAGGCCCUUCUAGGAGGGGCACUGCCCCGACAGAUGCUUUUGCUCUAGCAGCCUUAAUUUUCAGAGCAACUUGAAGACACUCUCUGACCUUGCAGGCUGUGUAGAGCUGGCAGCGAGCAGCCACCACAGCCCUUCCCAGAGGCUUAUCAGCCUUUGCAGCUUCUGUCCCACACAUCCCUCCCAAGGGCUUCCAGCAAGGACUAUUCUCUUUGAGGGUGUUCCUGCCUUCCCAGCAUCCAGCUUCCCUAUUUACAUUUGAACAAAGCCCCGUUGGUUUCCUCUAGCUCGAUCUGUUAACAACUGACAAGAUUUUCUUUUUUGGGGAGAUAAUUGGUAUCUUAACAAAAGUACCAGUGCAACAAGCACUUGAAGGGCAAAGCUGUUAUCAGCAUGCUGCUAAUGCACUGCGAUGCUAUUGGAGGGGGCUUAAUUCUUCCAUCUCAAGAAAGGAUAAACUUUAGGUCUCAGCAGAGGGCUGAGCAUGAAUGUGCACAGAACAGAACCGUCUGCUCGUUGCCUGGCUAUUAUUCUGGACGUUGGGUUUUCAUGUGUUUAGGUUGCGUCUUCAGGUUUCUGCUCUGUUCUUGCAAGAGGUUCCUAGAGCUUGUGCUCUGGCGUCGGGUGUCUAAGUGCCCUUCUCCAGGAUCACAGGGAGCAUCAGCCCCACGCAGGCAAGGUCUUUGGGGUCUUGACUUUCCUCAGACUGUGCCGGCUGCUGCAUUUGACCCAGUGCGUUUUGUUCUCUAGCUGCACUAGCAGAACGCCUCAUGUUUCUGGGCUUUUCUUCGUAUUCCUAACGAGUGUGUCUCCGUUAGCUGUUCAACUCUGCCAAUGAAAAAAGGCACAGCACAACUUCUCCUCAGGUGUCUGGCUUUGCCUGUGCUAGAGAAUAUUUCUGAUUACUGUAAUUCUUGCUUCUGCCAGGGGAGACUCUGGCAAGAAAGUGCCCUUUCCCAAUAGCUUUCUAAUGUACUUUGUCUGAAUCCUUCCUGCUGUGCAGUAUCCCGUUUUCCUUGCGGUCAGAAGAACAGGUCCUUGUGGCACGGCAGCUCUGUGCAGUAUCGUGGCACAAGCCGUUCCCAGGACUGGGAGACACUUCCCUGGGCCAGGCACUAGCUUAUCCCUACUCGCUUGCACGCUGCUGUAGCAUGUUGGUGUCUGGCAAUGCCCGGCCCAGGGAAGUGUCUCUCAGCCCUGGGAAUGGCCAAAGACCCGAGGAAACAUUAGAGUAGAAGCAAGGAUCGUGUUCAUUGGAGCCAGAAUCUAGGAAAACUGUGGACACAGCCUGAAGUGACAUCGCAAGGAGCUGGACUGCAAAGAUGCUUGGUGCAAACAGCACAUGGCUUCUUGCCAGCUGACACACACUAUAACAUUCUCUCUUUCACAUAAAACCAAAAGUGGAAUCAGGUUGGUUCAUCUCUAGAUGCUUUUUGAUAUUCAUUAACCACAAGUUAUAUACUGUAAAUACAUACUUCAAAAGUCAAUAUAUAUUUUUAUAAGCUUGAAACAAAUGUAAUAUAAGAUCACAAGGGACACUGUGCACAUUUCAUGUUUCAACUGUAGUCAGACAUCUCCAGGGAAUCACCAUGAUUUGGGAUAUUAAUAAAUAAUAAUCAAGAUGUAUUGACAUUUUUGUUAAUUUUGUAUUUAUUGAACCAUAUUUGAAGACGGCAAUAAAGAGAUGCCUAAAUACCUAAGUAAAAAGAAACACUAAUUCUGCUGUGGCUUAUCUGUGUGGGUUUAUUCCAGGUGUUCUGAUGAAAAAUGCCACUUAGCAAGGGUAACAGUUACCAGGUAAUGAAUAGUUUAAGCACGGGCAAGGUUUGAAAUAAUGCAUUAAUGUUUUAUUAAAUAGUGUGUAAGCUAAAAUGAGAAUCUUUGCUCCUUUGGCAGAGGUGGCAGCAACAGUGGGACUAAGCUACGGUUGUGUCUUGCUAUUGAUGUUUUGUUAGGGAAAAAACCUUGCUUAACUUUUGCAGCUUGUGUCUUUUCUGGACAGAGAGGUCCAUCAGUUAGCCUGCCAGGCCAGAUGUUGUUUAGGCAGGCAGAAAUCCCUUCACAUCACCCGGAGGAAUAGGUAACCUUGGAAGUGUUCACGGUGUGGAACUGUCAAUACAGGUGCAAAUUGUCAGUCGAAUGUGCGUGUUGUGUGUACGUGUGGGGAUGCUGCUGAGCAGAGGGAAAACACGGCAGAGUUACUGUGCUCGAGGUGUGUAAUUAAUUGUUUAAUUGAAUAAAUGAAAGAGUAUGGCCAGCAUGUUAAA